AUGUCUUUGCUAAGCAGGCUCUCUCCAAGAGAGCCACCUCCAGUGUUGUGCCCAAGAGAGGCAUUGCGCUCUGCGCACUCUACUCCAUCAGCUCCAAAGCCUCCAGUUUUCACAGGAUGUUCAGGCGAGGACUUCAAGCCUGGUGACUGGGCCACCCACCUGCGCCGAGGGCGACCUGCUUCACCUCCCAGAUCCAAGUCGCAAGGAGGAUUACGGCGCGCUUGGUCACCAGUAGGUGCGGCCACUUCACCCCCUCGAUGGCAGCCCUUGGCCCAUGCUUUGGAACCAAAGGGGGGCUCGCCUCGAUUGCCGCCUCCGCCAAUGAGGUUGAUGGCGGGCCCCGAGCGACAGAAGUGA
Molecule: messenger RNA, 357 nt
Organism: Durusdinium trenchii
Lineage: Eukaryota; Dinophyceae; Suessiales; Symbiodiniaceae
Source: the annotation of a GenBank genome assembly